Nerophis ophidion (straightnose pipefish) is the source of this 2435-nucleotide messenger RNA. RefSeq names its product protein tyrosine phosphatase non-receptor type 2b (gene ptpn2b). The transcript is spliced from 10 exons. NCBI's taxonomy places the organism in Eukaryota, Metazoa, Chordata, Actinopteri, Syngnathiformes, Syngnathidae. Bases 215 to 1402 code for a protein of 395 amino acids. Gene Ontology annotation, biological process: protein dephosphorylation. The record is from RefSeq and is a predicted model, not a curated record. Gene Ontology annotation, molecular function: protein tyrosine phosphatase activity.
UCUUUGGUGCCAUUGACAGCGCGUGGACGACCACUUGGCGCACGCGCACAUCCUCAGAUGUCAACUAACAAAGUAGGCUUUACACACAGGGAAGUCCCAAUUCCCCUACAAGUAAGGUUUUUUUUUAACAGCGAAAAGUUAUGAGGUAGAUAGGAGGUUUAGCGGACAACUACACUAAGAAUUUGUUCCCCAAGCUGGCAUUGCCUCGGUGAAAAUGGAGCAGGAGUUUGAGGACAUUGAGUCCGGGGGCCGGUGGCAGAAACUGUACAUGGAAAUCAGGAAUCAGUCCCAAGAGUGCGCCUACAAGGUGGCAAAGUAUCCAGAAAAUCGCAUACGCAACCGAUACAGAGACGUCAGUCCAUUUGAUCACAGUCGAGUCAAGCUGAAGAACGCCGACAACGACUACAUCAACGCCAGCCUGGUUGUCAUGGAAGACGCUCAGAGACGUUAUGUACUGACUCAGGGUCCCCUCAGGAAUACAUGUGGUCACUUCUGGCUCAUGAUCUGGGAGCAAAAGACCAAAGCGAUCGUCAUGCUCAACAGGGUCAUCGAGAAAGGCUCGGAAAAGUGUGCCCAGUACUGGCCCAUGGCCAAAGACCUAGAGAUGGCCUUUAAGGACACGCGCUUCUCGGUCACGCUGUUGUCAGAAGAGAUCAAGUCUUACUACACCACCAGAGUUCUGGAGCUGCUGAAUGUCAACACGGGGGAGAAAAGAGAAAUCCACCACUUUCAUUACACCACGUGGCCCGACUUUGGCGUUCCAGAAUCCCCUGCGUCGUUCCUCAACUUUCUAUUCAAGGUGCGCGAGUCAGGGGCACUGGGAGUGGACCAUGGGCCAGCUGUGGUGCACUGCAGCGCCGGAAUUGGACGCUCUGGCACCUUUUCGCUAGUGGACACGUGCCUGGUGUUGAUGGACAAGAGAAAAGAGCCGUCAGUGGACAUAAAAAAGAUUCUUCUGGACAUGAGGAAAUACCGCAUGGGUCUUAUUCAGACUCCUGACCAGCUGCGCUUUUCCUUUAUGGCAGUGCUAGAAGGAACCAAGAGCAUCAUGGGAGACUCCACGGUGCAGAAUCAAUGGCGAGUGUUGUCCCGAGAAGACCAGGCACCCGCAACUGACUCCUCUCCCUCCACCCAGCCUCAACUCCACAGUCCCACAGAGCGAUGCAACGGCAGCCAGCAGACGCCGCCGCCCGACGAGCAAGAAGAUUACCGGCAGGACGGCAAGAGCCAAACAGAGUCCCCUUGUAGGGAUCAGGACAACAGCACAACAGCACAGUGGGUGAACACAAGAAAACGACGCAGAGACGACGGCUUAUAUGUAACGGCCGCAGUCAAAACAGGCCAAAAGACAAACGACGGCGAGAGGAAGAGGAAAAGUUUGGGCUGCAUUUGCUGCACAUGACCCGGCGUAUGUAUGCAACCCCUCCCCCACACUUUAUAUACUCAAGCCACCGGUGUCUACUACGUCAAAUUUGCGGUGUGUCUGCUGUGUUGGUUUUUUCUGAGUUUACAGGCAACAGUUUGACUUUGUUUUUUUUUUACGCACUCCGGCAUGAGUGUGUGGUGUGUAAGAGCAGGGCUGCAUACUUAUUUAUGAUAGCUGAAAUGCACGUGCGCUCAUAUCUUUACCUACAUUGGAUUGCUUUUGCCCCACCCCUGUAUUAUUUUUUGCAUUGGCUAUCAAGUCAUCUAUCUUGUUCACUUGAGGUGGUCUGAAAAGUUUGUUCACAUGCUUUAGGCGCUAGGCCACAAGAGGGUGCAAUCUCCAUGAUGGAGAAGCAGGCCUGUGAAAAGGUUUUGAUUGAAGGUGUAAUUAGCACCCUCUCCACUAGGUAACACAACUGUACUCAAUGGAAUGCUUUGGGCAAACGGGAUAUGUUGUGGUCAUCUCCAGGUAUACACUUCUAGUUGAAUGCUUGUUUUAUGUAAGAUCUGUGAGGCGUCGUUUGGUCUGAUCUGGUACUUGUGAUUUUUUUGUCUCUUCCAGAGCAAAAACCAUCGAUUCUUGACUUCGGCUCUCUAUGCCAACCAAAGUUACAUUCAAGGGCAACGCCGGCAGCAAAACAUCGGCAGAAAACACGAGCUGGCCUCACUUCCACAAGCGUUCCUCAUCCAUCCAAAAUUAGGUUUUAGCUCUUCAGCACACUUCCUUAUCAUCACUCUCCAAACUGUUAACACAUACAGACAUUACUCAAGCAGACACCAGCGUAGUUUUACUACAUUUAUACAGACUGAAACAAUUGCUAUGCAUUGCUGUUUUACAAAUGAGUAUUUUUCCAGGGGUGGAAAUGAAAAUGUUUCUAUUUUUUAUAAGAGUACUUGAAGUUUUCCACAGCGAUGCGGCAAAAGUCAGUGGCGUGUAUAUAUAUUUUUUUUGUUCAACUCAAAAACAAAAGUAUUGUUACACAAGAAUAAAAUUUGAUGACAAUUUCUUA